ACAAUCCGCCAGCUCCAUAAUGGGGCGUACGUUUAUCAUACUGCUUGCCUUAGUGGCAUCGACAUUGGCGGGACCAAUUAUUAACACAGGAUCAUGUUCAACACGUUGCACAGAAACAAAGAAAUUUGGAUAUGAAACCGGAAAAACCUACGAAUAUGACUACACAACCGACGUCGACACAACAGUACAAGGGGCAUCCGAGGAAAAAGCCGGAGUUCAGUUGACUGCCAAAGUUUACAUCGAUGUCGUCUCAAAAUGUGAAAUGAAUCUUCGGCUUGACAAUGUUAGACUAUUGGAAUCAGACCCUAAAGCGCCUGAAACACUGAUAGAUGCCGACAAAAGUGGAGAGUUCAGAACUAACCUUGAGAAAUCUCCUUUGGCAUUCUCCUUCCAAGAUGGCCGCAUUGAAGAACUUUGUACAUCCAUACCUGAGAAAACAUGGGUACUAAACAUCAAACGUGGUAUCCUCUCAGCAGUUCAAAACUCAAUGGAUGACCUGACACAGGAUCAAACAGUCCAAGAGACCGACAUCACUGGGGAAUGCAAAGCAGCCUAUACUGUAUCUAGCAAUGGAUGGUACUCCAGAACAAUCAAGAAGAGCAAAGACUUGCUUGGAUGUACAGACAGACAUGGAUACAAUACAAUGAUGCAGGGAACACCAUACAAAAUUCAAUCUGAAAUUCAGUCUCUGCCACUGAUAAAAGGUACCCAUGAGUGUUCACAAGACAUCAGCAAGGCUGGUAUACUACAGAGCAGUGUAUGUGAAGAAGAACAUGUUCUCCGACCAUUCUCAAGGGAAUCCAGUGGUGCUAUAACAAAGACCAAACAGAUAUUGAAAUAUGUAACAGAAAGAGUAUCAUCGUCUAGCUCAAUUUCGAUUGGACACCGCGUUCCAUUGACGUUUGUGCAUUCUAACGAUGGUAGAGGUACAAUCAGGGAUGUCAUGAGUAAACUGAAUGAAAUUUGUGUAUCCACAUCUGACAGUGUGAAACCAGAUACUCCACUUUUGUUUUCUGGACUGGUUAGACUGAUGAAGGCUUUAGAAAGUGAUGAUCUGGAACAGAUUUACAGAAAAGUAAAAGGAACCAUGUUCUGUGCAUCGAAUCAAAAGAGAGUUGAAAAAUUCUUCCUUGAUGCCGUUCCAAUGCUUGGAACAAAAGCUUCACUGAGACUGAUUACUAACUUGAUUAACAAGAAAGAAGUUCGUGGAAUCGAAGCAAAUAUGUGGCUAACAACUUUAUCAUUCAUCAAAGACCCGACAAAAGAAAUGCUGAAUGAAGUCAAACCACUCAUAUCAUCUGAGGACAAUGAAGCGGCUAUGCUGGGUGUUUCUUCACUCGUAUAUGCCUACUGCAAGACAAAUGAAUGUGAAAAUGAUGUGGACAUCGCAAGUAUUGUUGCUUCUAUAGAAGACAAGAUUGGUGUUGGAUGUUACGUAGACAAAAACAAUCUUGGCAAGGUGAUCCGUAGUCUUAGAUCACUUGGAAAUGCUGGAUUCGUUAGUAAUUCCAUUAGAACCAUCUCUAACUGUAUGACCAAGAGAGAGAAUCCCACUGAAGUCCGCCUUUCUGCUAUACAAGCCUUCCGUCGUAUGCCAUGCACAAUAAGCCGAGACGACGUCAUGGCAAUCUUCAGGAACAAAGACGAGGAUUCCGAAUUGAGAAUUGCUUCUUACCAGGCUCUUAUGACAUGCCCUUCAGAUAAUGUCCUGUCUCGUGUUAGAAAUGUACUUGAAUCAGAAGAGGUCAACCAAGUUGGUUCUUAUGUAUGGUCUCAUUUAACAAAUUUAAUGGAGACUUCAAGCCCACUGAAACAAGAAAUAAAGAAUAUCAUCAACGACCAGGCGCUGAAGAAAGAAUUCGAUCUUGAAAAACUGAAAUAUUCCACAAACUACGAAGGCUCCUUCUUCCUUGAGAAACUAAAUACUGGAGCUUCUAUUGACAGCAAUGUUGUGUGGUCUUCAAAAUCUUUCUUACCAAGAUCUGCCAUGACUAACAUAACAUUCGACCUUUUUGGACAUUCCGUCAACCUAUUAGAAAUCGGUGGACGAAUGGAGGGCCUUGAAUAUUUUCUUGAAUCUUACUUUGGACCUAACGGAUACUUCCAGGAAAAUGAUGUCAAAGAAGUCACAAAACAGAACAUAAAAGGAAUCAGUAAUACAAAAAUGGAAGACAUUGACAGACAGUUUGACACAGAAUCUGACUCAUUAAAAGGAGAUCUGUACAUGAGAGUUUUUGGAAAUGAGCUACUGUUUACCAGAUUCACCGGACUAAGUGAUAUCACUGAUGGUAAAUCAAUAAAUAUUCUUGACAUUCUUACCGCUCUUGCCAAGAAACAAGAAUACUCCUUCACACAAAGCUACGUAUUCUUGGAUAGCAGUAUCAUCAUUCCAACAAUGGCUGGCUUCCCAUUAAAUUUGACCAUUAAUGGAUCAGCUACCGUUGAUCUACGUGCCUCUGGUAAAAUGGAUUUGACAAAAAUAACAGACAGAUCACCAAGUCUUUCUUUGGAUGGAUAUAUGAAACCAAGUGGCGCUGUCCAGAUCAACAGUAUGAUGAGCGUAGAUGCCUUUGUAACAAAAAGUGGAAUAAAGAUGGUUUCCACUAUGCACUCCUCCUCUUCCCUCGAAGGACACGUAGAACUGAAAAAUGGAAAAGUACUAAGUGCACAGAUCAAAACACCAUUUGAUAAAAUGGAAGUUUUCAAUGUCAAGACUGCUUUCUUCACUGUCCAUCGUGAAUCCGAGAGAGAACAGAAAAUGAUUACUGCUAACAGACAGACUAAGAAAGUAUGUUCUGGAGACAAACUCGCCAAGAUUACCGGACUGGAACUCUGUGCUGAACUUCAGUAUUCAAACGCAUCAUUGGUAGCCGAUGCUCCAUACUUUCCAAUGACAGGACCAGUUAGUGCUGGACUCACUCUUCUAAAACGUGACACACAUGAAAGUUACAACAUGGAAUACAAAUUUGUAAAGGAUAAACAAGAGGCCAGAGCUAGAGUAGCCUUUACCACCCCAGGUUCUAAGGUAGACCGUGAAUUGAGUUUUGAUUGUCUUGUUCGUUCUGACCCUCUGCUUGAAAUAAGCAUGAUCUCACCAUGGAAGAGAGUUUCAGUUAGAGGAGCAUUGGUUGGUGACAAUCAACAGAAACAAGUGGCUGGAAGAAUUGUUAUCGACGACAAAGAUGAAUACUCUGUGACUGGAGAAUGGAUCAGAAUAAGGAAAGGACAGCUUUAUACUUACAAUCCAUACAUUGAAAUCAUCAUACCAAAUAUGGAAAAUAUCAGACUCAGCAGUUCUGUUGAAUAUGUUGUCGGCAAAAGUUUCAACGGUGAAUUGACCGUAAAGGGGCUAUCUAAGCAACCCAUUCAGUCAAAAGUAAACCUGAUUUCCAAGAAAGCAAUGUCUUCCAUAAAAACAUCCAUCUCCUUUGAACCUGGGAAGGAUUAUAGUUUUGAAAGCAGAUUGCAGAAUACACAAACAAAGAAAGCAACAAAGUUGAUGCCUUAUUUGUCCAUCCGUACACCAAAGGAGGAAGUCACAGCCCUUGGAGGAUCAAUGGAAUAUAAAAGUGGUUCUCUUAUUUUGGUGGACAUUACACUUGACAGGCUUUUGGAUAAAACCGUAAAAGUGUUUACAAAACUAACGAGAACUUUGAGGAAAUCAAACGCCAGGUAUCAGUCAAAAGUUGACAUCAGAACUCCACUUCUAAGAGCAAAAGGAACUUCAAAUAUUGUACUUCAGAAAACUGCUGUAAUUACCAGAGUUAAUCUAGAUUACGUUAUUCCAAGAAUCAGCAGGGACAAAAUAACAGUCAACAGUAAAAUCAAUUAUGGUUUCACCAAGAGUGUCUGGUCAUUGGCUGGCAAAGGAUCUUUAACUUUCAAGAAGAAUGCUGACUACAAUGUUGUUAUCAACACAGACAUGAACAACAAAGCAAGAUUGACAAAAGUGAACUUUGACCUUAGAUAUGGUGCAAAACCAAAGGAUGAAAACAAGCGUAUCUUUGUUACAUCAUUAGUACGUCACGAACUGGGAUGGAAGAAAUCUGAAUUAGAUAUAACUGGUGAUAUUAGACAUCUGGCUCUGGGAUUAGAUCUUAAACUGAAAGGAAAGCAUUCUCACAAUCCAAAGAGUAUUAAUUCUAAUUUUGGGUUAUCAUACGGCAAGAAGCAAUCAGUAUCUGCUGCAUUGGUAAUGAAGAACAAGUCCAAAAAAUUUACAUCCUUAACUGGGGAUGUAAGUCUGAAAUGGAAUGAUAAAGACUUUUCUAUUGCUAACAAUUUUGAACAGAAGAACAAAAGGAGAUAUACCAAUGAGUUGAUUUCAAACAUUGCUGGACACAAAACAAAAGUUGUAAGUGAUCUUAAACUUUCUGAUGAAGAGUAUGACGUCAGCUCUGAUAUAAGUAUGUCCGGACAGAAGCCAGUCCAUCUUGAAGCACUGCUCAACCUAGAUCCAAGAAACUUCCGUGUCAAAUCUCGACUAAAUAAUGACUAUUCGGUAGAAUUUGGUUCUCAAUACAAAAAAGCAGCACUUUUACGACUUUCUGGUGAUGUUUCUGUGCCUUCAAGAAAAGUCAAAGGUGAAUUUGAAGCAAAGAAGAAGGGACCGAUCUAUGUUGGACAUUUGGACAUUCAAUGGGAUGCUAAUGCAGACAAGGACAAACAAAUAUUUGUUGACACUCAAAUCACAUACAACAACAUUCAAGAUAUUGAUGCAAGCCUUGUAUUCAGAAGUCCACUGCAAAAUAACAAAAUCAACAUCAAUCGCAAAAACGAAAAUGCACAUUUUGACAUAAAAUCUGACGGAAAAGAACAACUAUCUGUUGACGCAUCUUUGAAACAGAAAAAUGGUAACGAUCAAGUCAAAAUCGAUGGCAGCUUAACAGUACAUACUGCAUCAAAAGGAUUAAGAUAUGUUAAACUUGGCAUGAACCAUUUGUCAGACCCAAGCGAAUAUAAAACAAACUUUGAUGUCAACUGGAAACCAGAUAACCAAAUAUCGGCUGCUUUUUCCCUGAAAAAACCAGUGAGCAUUCGUCAAUUACAAGGAUCUCUAAACAUCAAGACACCAUUUAAUGAAUUUGAAACCUCGUCCCUAGAAAUUUCCCAUGAUGCUAAAGACUCCUUGAAAUCCCUUGUAACUGUUCAGGUAAACAAGAAUUCUAUACGGGUUGAUGCAUCUGCAAAGAAAGAAAACAACAUAUACUUGGGACAUGCUGGUGUCAAAUCUAACAUUCGAUCCAUCCAAACCGUAUCUUUAGACUUUAGUCAUCAAAGUAAGGAUACAACUAACGAAAACAGCCUAGUUCUUAAUAUUAAUGGAAAUGAAUACAGAUACAAAGGUAAACUCACACAUGAUAGAGCAGGUCUUAUGAUCCAGCAGAGCGGUAAACUAUCUCUUUCUUCACCAACAAGCCGAUACGAUUCUACAUGGCAACACAGUAAUACACUCAAUGAUAUUACAACAGUCAUCACAACCAACAUUAAUGGAGAGCAUUAUGGUUUUAACAUUAAGGGCAGACAUAAUAUUGCAUGGAAAGAAGCAUCCGUUCAGUAUACAUUGACCUCCACAACUCCAUUUGGAAAAGGACAACUUAUGGUUAGUCAUUUACAUAGAGACAGUUCCAUGGACACCAUUCUCUCGAUGAGCCACAAUAGCAAAAACCUUUUUACAAGUGAAGGUCAUCUUAAAACUGAAAAUGGUGAACUCAUUGCUACCGGGAAUCUCUUACUGAAAGGUGAACAAAUGGUUGCAAUAGAAGGACGAUUGAAAACCGGAUCUCAGAAAUAUGUUUUGGUUACAUUAUCUACACCAUUUGAAUCAUUUAGAAGACUUAGAACAGAGAUGGAAUUUAAAGGAAAUACGAAGGCAAUGACCUCCUCUGCCAGCUUUGAACUACAACCAAUUGUAAGAAGAAUUCAACUCAAGUCUACAUUUAACAGAAUUGGUGGUGUGUCUGGUAAUGUAAGACUCGAAACUCAAUACCAACAACUUCCAGCCAGUGAAAUAACCUUCUCAAACCGCCCUGAGAAUGACAAAUCGAGAACCGAUAUCAAGGUUGAAUACUUACCAGGAAAGAUCGUAUCAUUGACAUCAAGAACCCUUUUAGAUGGACAAAGGCUAAGUGCUGAUGUCAGUAUUGCAACUCCUUUUGAAAAAUUACAACGUUUAACAGCCGGUAUAACACACGAACCUACCGUCAAAGGAUGCAUUACGAAAGUUGAGAUGGAGUAUCCAGAAGGAAAAACUUACUAUGCUGAGCUUGCUGUUGAAUACAACAAAAACUACCAAGCUGCAGUCACAAUACGUCUUCCUAAUUACCAUCCAGUAACGGCUACUUUGAGCCACAAAGGAACAUGGAAUCAAUUCGUAUCUGGGGCUUACUUACAGUAUGACAAAAAUGGCAAACAUCAACUGGAUAUCAGUUACCAUAAUGGAAAUAGUCUCCAAGGUUCCUUCACUAUGAAGUCAUCUCUUGUUGAAGAUACCAUUGCUUCCUUCUCUCACAGUGGAAAUAGAAAAAGCAUUAAUUCUAACAUUCUCAUAAAAUACGGGAAGAAUAAGCCAAUCAAUGUAGACAUAGAAAUGACAAAUGCCAAAAGAAUGAAAGGAACAUUAAAGGUUGCAUCUCCGAUCAUGGAUGAUAUCACAGUUCUCUUUGUACACAAAGGCAAAAGUACAAGUUUCAAGACAAAAGCAAAGAUUGGAUGGGGAAAGAAGGAGGAAAUUGAAGGAGACCUGACAUUCAACUUUAUAACAAAUCUGAAGGCAGACGUUUCAAUAUCCACACCGUUCAAGAGCAUCAGAAAAAUGUCCGCUUUUGUAACACACGACGGGAAUUUACGGGACUUCAAAUGUCAGUCGGAAUUGAAAAUCGGGAAACAAGUUUGGGGUGCUAAUGUUAAAUCAACGGUUGAUCCAAAACUAGUAACAGAGCUUACUGUCAACACACCUCAUGACGGAUAUGAAAAGAUGAGAGCCGCCUUUACACAUAACGGUCAACUUUCUAACUUUAAAUGUCAUCUGGAAGUUUCAAAGAACAAAAAAGACAUUAUUGGUGACUUGCAAUUUACAUCUCAACCAUUGAUUCUAUCUGCAACUCUUCAAACACCGGUGAAAAAUUAUGGCAAUCUUAAGGCGUUACUCAGUCAUGAUGGUCCACUUAGUAACUUCCGUACUCAAGCAGAAAUAACUUACUCUGAUUCUAAAACUAUAACACUAGAUACAUUAGUCAGCACAAAUGACCGAUUAACUGUUUCUGUUGAUAUAAAGAAGCCAUUCCAGGAAUAUGAAGAAAUGACAGCCAAACUUUCACACUCUGGAACUUCCAAUAAUUUUGCCUCACGACUAGAAACUCUCCUCCAGAAAAAAAGAAGUCAAUUUGACGUUUCAUUCUCUAGUCUUGGUCCAAUUGAAGGAAAACUUACCCUUAUUACUCCACAAUAUGAACCUGUUAGGAUGUCGUUAUCGCAUAGUUUUGAGACAUCCCUCACCAACCAAGUUUCAUUGACAUAUGGAAGAAAAGAUAUUUUAAAUAGCAGAAUUUCGUAUCAAAAUGAACCAAAAUUGAACGGAAAAGCUACCUUUAUAUCCUCAUUUACACCUGACAUGUCAGUAUCAUUUGAACACAGCGGGAACCUUCGACGAUGCGUUUCAAACAUCAAAGGGGCAUAUGGAAAAAAAUCAGCUCAAGCAGAUCUUAAUCUUAGUACUGACGAAGACUUUUCAGUUCGACUGAACAUGAAAACACCAUUCGAUAUUUUAAGAUCAGGAGAACUCACUAUUAACCAUAAAGGACAACUAAAUGACUUCGAGAGCACAGCAGAUAUAGACAUCAAUUCCCAAAAGAUCAGUGGAAUAGCAAAAUUUUCAACUAACAAUGGAAUUCAAGGAAGAACCACACUUACUACUCCAUAUGAAAUGUUCCAUAGUGCAGAAAUGUCAUUUAAACAUUCUGGACAGUUGAGAGAUUUUGAAUGUUCAGGUGAAUAUGUGCAAAAUGGAAAGAGAUCAGAAGGACAGCUAACACUGAGAACUUCUGGAGGUCUGAAUGUAAGGGCAUUCAUAAAAACGCCAUACUCUGAAGAUAUCACUCUUAAGGUAAACCAUGAAGGAGAACUAAGACGGUUCGUAUCAAAUGGUGAAUUGAGUUACGGUUACAAGACAGGGUCUGCCCAGGUAUCAGUGGAUGUGUUAAGAGAUAUUAGAAUAAACGGCUUCUUGAAAUCUCCCUUUUCACGUGAUGUAGUCAUAAGUACUGAGACCGCAGGAAAACUGGUGGACUUUACAUCCGUAUCUCAGCUUACUUACAGUGGACAGAAACAACACGAACUUGAAAUUUCUUUCAAUGCUGAAGGCUCAAUCAAAGCAGGGAGAACAAAUUUUGACGGUGCAUACAAUAAGAAAAAGGUUUCGGGAAAAUUUUCGUUCAGCGCACCAAAAGGAAUACAAGAAAGGAUUGAAGCAACUGGACACAUUGAAACGCCAAUAAGUGAACCAGUAUCAAUUUCACUUAUGUUCAACAACAACAAUGAACAAGGAAACACAUAUCACUUCCAAACACAAGCUGAAUUAACAUACAGUGGUACCAAACAACAUGCAGUUCUUGCUAACUUUCAUCAUGCUGGCCCACUGAAAGCAUUUACAACCUCUGCUGAUGUGACAUACAACACAAAGAAAUCAGCUGUGCAAGUUAGUUUCGACUCAAAUGUGAACAUUGAAGGAAAAGCAACUCUAAAAACACCUUUCAUGGAUGACAUUGUUCUGUCUUUCGGUCACAAUGGACAUCCUUUGAACUUUAAAACUCAGGCUGGGCUUACAUACAGUGGUGCCCAACAACAUGCAGUCCUUGUUAACUUCAAACAUACUGGUGUACUGAAAGCAUUUACAACUUCUGCUGAUAUCACAUACAACACAAAAACAGCAUCUGUCCAAGUCAGUCUUGAAUCAAACUUGAAUAUUGAAGGAAAAGCAAUAGUAAAGACACCUUUCACAGAAGAUAUCGUUCUUUCAAUCGGCCACAGUGGACAACCUUUGAACUUUAAAACGCAGGCUGCUCUCACAUACAGUGGUCGCAAACAACAUGACAUUUCUGCUACCUUUAGUCACGAUGGAUCACUUAAGAAAUUUUCUACCAGCUCCAAUUUUGUUUACAAUACAAAGAGAGUUACUGGAUCAGUAUUAUUUGAUAGUACAAAUGGAGUCAAAUCAACAGUUUCAUUGAACACUCCUCUGACCAAACCCCUUCGUGCAUCAUUUUCACACAAUGGUCAAUUGGUUGAUUUUAACAAUCAAUUUGAUGUGACGUAUGGAGGCUCUAAAAUGUAUGAAAUUAUUACAGAUUUCAAAUUUGAAGGCGAAUUAAAAAAAUUCCAGUCAUCGGGAUCACUUACUUACAACAGAAAAACAAUUUCGAGUGAUGUGAAUUUGGAUAUAUUGAACGAUCCAGAGGGAACAGUAACUUUACGAACGCCUUUCACUGAUGAUAUAACAGUUUCAUUCUCUCACCAAGGGACUCUACAUAAUUUCAUCAGUCACGGAGAGAUCGGUUACAAUGGUAGAAAACAGCAUGAAGCCAAUAUUGUACUCCAGAAUGGUAAAAAGAGAGUAUUUGUAGAAUUGUCAUACAAUACUAAGGUAGCAUCAGUAGAAGCAACAUUAGAAAAAUCUACAGGAAGAAAAGGCAGGAUUGAAAUAAAAAGUCCAUACACAAAAGAUAUUGAAUUGGAAGUAGACCAUAGAGGGGAAUUGUUGAACUUUAAUACGAAGGGAGAAAUAACCAUCAGCGGAAAGAAAGAACAUGAGGUUUAUGUUGCAUUUGAGCAUAAUGGAGACAUGAUAAAUUUCAGAACUUUCGGCGAAGCAUCUUAUAAUACCAAGAAAGUGUCAUCAGAACUACAAUUUGACUACACAGACGGUAUUAAGACAAAGGGUACUUUGAAAACUCCAUUUACCAACGACAUAGAAAUUAUAAUUGACCAUAAGGGCUCUGCUAGUAAUUUUAAGUCACAAGCUGAUAUUUCAUAUAGCGGAUCUAAACAACAUGAGGCCGUCAUAACAUUUGGAGGGUCUGGUAAACUACAGAAAUUCCAGUUAUCAGGAGAUGCUACAUAUAACGGAAAGAAAUUCACCACUUCAGCUAAAACCGACUUUACUAGUGGAAUUGAAUUAGAGGCACGUAUGUCAACACCAUUCACUGAUGAUAUGGAAAUCUUCCUUGACCAUCAAGGCACUUCAUCCGAGCUCAGAUCACAAGCUAGUGCAACCUACAGCGGAAGUAAACAACACGAAAUUAUUUCGACACUUAAACGUACUGGCACAUUAAAACAAUUCCACGUAUCUGGUGAAGUUCGAUACAAUGAUAAACUAUCUGCUUUAACUGUCAAUAUGGACACUACCUCAAAAGUAUCUGCAAAUGUGGUCCUCCAAUCCCCAAUAUCUAAGGAUAUUCAGAUAGAAGUUUCCUUCGAUGGAACAAUUGAAAACUUGAAAACUAAGGCUGGGAUUCAAUAUGGUGAAGAAAAACAUGAACUUUUAUCAAAUUUCAAUCUAGAUUUACCAAAUGGUUUAGAAAUAGAGAUUGACAUACAAUCACCUAUCAGAAACAUGAAAGCAUCAGUUUCUCACGAGUUCAGAGGUACUUUGAAAAACUUCCGUUCAAAUAUCAAAUUAACCCUAAAUGACAAAGAAAUCAACUCAAAAACUAAUUUUGAUAUUUCUAGUGGACUUGAUAUUACGUUGGAGACACCGUUUUCUGGAUAUGAAAGAAAUACAGCUCUACUUCAAUUUUCAAACGUGCAAUCUCUCAUUUCUGGAAAGGCAGUUACGAAAAUUGGAAAACAUAGAACUCAACUUAAUGGCAAAAUUGAUACAUCAAAUGGUUUAAAAAUCGAACUGUGUAUAAAAACACCACUAACUGAAGAUUUCGAGGUGAUUAUAAACGGAAAUGGAGGUCUGCAUGCAUUCAGAUACGUAUCUUCCGUUAGCUACGGAAAAGAAAAAGUGAGAGGAGAAGUCAACCAUGAAUGGUCCUCAGAAGUAUUCAAAGGGAACAUGCUGCUAUCAACACCUAUUCUAGAAGACAUCAAAAUAGAAUAUGACGUAAAUGGAAAUCCGAAAUCCUUCGGAACAACAGUAAAGGCAUCCAUUGGUGACAUGAAUGGAAUUGAAGAAAUAACCACCGUAAGACUAGGAGAGAUGUCAAUAGUUUUCGAUACAACACUUAAAACCACUUUAUCUGGAAAUGUAAAAUCGUCUCAGCUUAGAUUUUCACAUGAUGGUUCCAUUUCUAGUUUUAAAACAAACAUUGAGGCAACACAUGCCGACAUGACAAUCAAAGCCGAUGCAUCCUUUAAACACCUUCCAUCUAUCGAGGGUACACUAAGCUUACAAACACCGUUUGAGAAACUAAGAGUUGUGAAUAUCAAGAUUGAACAAACUGGAUCUGUGAAGUCUUUCACAACAACCGGAAGUCUUCAAUAUGCACCCGACAGAAAACUUGAAGGUAGAUAUCGUCAUGAUUUCAAAGCAGACAGUCUCACUUCAUCUGCAUCUUUGGCGCUCAAUGAAAAUAGGCCUCUUAUUAACGGAAAUCUCAAGAUAACACAAGAAAUUGUCGAUAUUUCAUUGAAUACACCACAAAACAGAUAUUCCGUCAAUGCAGACAUGAAAAUGAAAGAUGACACCUACUCACUAUCCGGAAAUGCUGCAAUUGGAGAGAAAAAGAUAACUAUUGCCAUGGAAAAAACUCCAUCCUCAAUCAACAUAAAUCUUGAUACGCCAAUCAAAGGAUACGAGAAAACACAAAUUAAAGCAUCUGCCUCAAGAAAACCAUACAAUGCUGCACUUAAUAUACAGACAUCAUACUUAUCUGAUAUUGAAUUUGAUGCAAGCCUUACUGGCCAGAGAUUCGAUGAGUUAGAUGGAUCCCUUACGCUUAAAACUGGAUUAUAUAAUUUGCGAAAUCUACGGAUAUCCAUUAAAAAUGACCACAAAUUUGAAGAACUAAAAUCGCACAUCGAAGCAUUUUUGACUGAGCGCAACGGAAUAACAAUAGAUGCAUCUCUCACAAAGACAGACUGUUCACUAUCAGUGUCUACCCCUUGGGAAUCACUCCGAACAGCUGAUGGAUAUAUAAAAUACGACAGGCUUAGCAAAGCAAAGCAUUUGAUAGUAGCAACACAUAUGAAAAUCAACCAAGAAACAUUGUACGAUGUUGAUUUCGAGUUUGAUAAUGAGGAAAGAAAGGAAAUAACACUGAUAAUUAAUAUCAAUGAACCAAGACAGCUGAGGUUUGAAUUAAAUAAGCUGUUUACCUCAGAAACAUACAUGCUUUUAAAAUGGAACAAGCAAGGUAGAGACAGAAGUUGCAGAAUGGAUGUUAAAUUCAAUUCAGAUUGGUCCGACAGAAAACAGAUUGUAAGCUAUCGAGGUGCAUGUGGAUCUAAAUCUUACAGCAUUGGAGCAUCGUAUCUCCGUCCUGAUGAAUCGUCCAAAAUGGUUCUAUUUAUAGAGAAAGAUGAUAGCAGAACACAUGGAAUAGAAACAAUAUUUGAAAAGAACGGACAAGCAAAAUACACUCUACAACUACCAUCUAGGACAGUUGUAUUGUCAACCGUAUCAUCAGGAUAUGGACUAAGCAGUCAAGUAUUUGAUUUCUCGUGGGAUGCAGAAAGAGACCAAAACAAAAGAGUAGUAAUUAAGACCAGAUCUGAUGGAGAUGAACUAACACUAGGUUUAGAAAUGCCAAGUCUUGGCAAGGACCUUCAACUAGAUUACAAAAUGUUGAUUGGAAGUGGAAACGUUAUUUAUGAUGGCCGUACUGCAUUCAGAUACUCAAAAGAUUCUCGUAAAACUUUUACCUUGAGUUCAAAAUUAGAAGAUGUAUCAGGUCGUGGGGAGAAUUACAAGUUCUUACUUGGUAUCAGUCAUCCAUAUACUACAGUGGACAUCCAAACAAAAGCAGUUUUCGGAAAAUCUAAUGACAAACUCUCAGCUGAUUUUGAUAUUCAAUACCUGACUGCAAGACGUCAAACAAAGAACAUCGCCUUAAUAACCGAGAUUGAUAAACUCAAACGUCAACUCAAUAUACAGGUUCGUUCUCCAAUCAAAACAAUGAAAAUAGAUGCCCGUGUUGAGACGUCACCUUUCAAACUGACAAUCAAAAAUCUUUAUGAUGAUACCAAACCAAUCAAUACAGAGCUGACGGUUGAUCCUAAUGAUGGGAGUCUGGAUUUUAACAUGAACUACGAUAUCAAAAACCCAGAUAAAACACUUCAUGUGAAUGCUAAAUUCUCAGACGAGAAAGGAAUAUCUGCAGAACUCUUCAGAAAUGUAAAUCAGAAGAAAACAGUAGACAGCUUGCUAAAUCUUCGAUUAAAAUCUUCAAAGAUUCUGCAUACACGUGUUCACUGGCGUCCAUCAAUUAUCAGUGAUCUCAAGGCUGAAAUAACAAAAAGAAUAGAAGAAUAUGGAAUACGAUCUGCUAUGGCCGUUGAAGAGUCUUCUGGUGAAAUAAACAAAGAAAUAGUAUAUAAGAGACGAUUAUUCCAAGCUGCCUAUACAGAAGAAAUCAAGUCCUAUGCUGAUGCCAUCAAUGAUAAACUGUCUGAACUCAGAACAUUGAAAGAAAAAAAUGCCUUUUACCUUCAAGACAUUUGUAAUUCAGUUGAUACAACCAUGAACAGAAUUGGGGAAUUAUCGGAAGACUUAAAUGAAGCUUGGGGGAGAUGCCCAGUCAAACACACAAUAGAUGAAUAUAUGACCAGUCUUGAACAACUACAACAGAGACUGGAUGCCUACUCAAAAGAUACUUAUAUAAGCAUGGGUGGCCAGUUGAACAGCAUUUCAACAAAUUCUUAUCAGAGAAUACUUGAUUACCAAAAUUCUGUUGGAAAUCACCAAACUGUUGUCAAUUUAAAAUCAAAAUAUAACUCUUAUAUGGAUCAGCUUAAAAAUAUGAAAUUAAAUGAGCAAUGGUCUAACGUUGCCAACCAGUAUACAUCAAGCAUAUAUAACAUCAGAGAGGGUAUCAACCAAAGACUUGUAAACUCGUUACCAACACCAAUGUACAACAUGGGAUCAUCUGCAUACAAAUACUGGGAAUUUGAAGAAAACGUAAAUGCACUAGUUGACAAAAUAUUUGAUGAAUUGAAAAAAGAUGCCACUAAGGAGAUGUCUGUUUUAAAAGAGAUUUUCGGAAAUGUACUCAAAUCCAAAGUUAUUAAAUACGAUUUACUAAAUGGAGAUAUUGAAGUAGAUUUGUACCUUCCCGUUGAUGUACACACUUUCAGCUCAUUAAAAGACAUUUCUUUGAGACAAUACAUUCCAGAUAUGAGCUUUCCAACUCCAAAAGUAAAUUUCCUUGGAUCUGUGGAGGAUUACAUACCACACAUGUCCUGGACAGCAAGUGCAAAAGUACAUGGCCGACACUUUACAACUUUCGAUGGUCAAGAAUUUGACUUCAGUGGUCGAUGUAGUUACGUUCUUGCACGAGAUUUUGUAGACGGCAACUUCAGUAUCAUCUUGAACUACUUGGGCAGACAAAAGAAGAAGUUAAUCUUGACUUCUCACCAACAAAAUGUUCAAUUAUCACCAAAUGGAAAGGUCAGUGUAGACGGUGUAGUUAUGGAUCUACCUUACAGAUCUUCAGAAUUUGCAGUUUUCUCUGAAGAUGGUAAGGUGUUCAUUGAAGGACGUGGGUUCCAAGUCAAAUCCGACCCAACCGUAAAUAAUGUCGACAUUGAUUUGAGCAAGUGGUACUUUGGUAAAACAGGAGGACUUCUUGGUACUCUGAACCAUGAACGUUACGAUGAUAUGAUCAUGCCAAACAAACAAAUUACAUCCGACGCUUUUGCUCUAGGAAACGCAUGGCAGGUUCAAGAUAGAUGUUGAAUGAACAUUUCAAACUCUGAAAUACCAUGAAAAAGCAAACUGUGAUUACUAACUUUUAAUUUAUAUUUUGGAUAUUGUUGUGAAACUUAUAAUAAAAUAAAACAAUUUUAAGCAUUGAUAAA
This is a messenger RNA of Mytilus trossulus (common blue mussel), 15018 nucleotides long. RefSeq names its product apolipophorins-like. NCBI's taxonomy places the organism in Eukaryota, Metazoa, Mollusca, Bivalvia, Mytilida, Mytilidae. Gene Ontology annotation, molecular function: lipid carrier activity. The record is from RefSeq and is a predicted model, not a curated record. The transcript is spliced from 30 exons. Gene Ontology annotation, biological process: lipid transport. The coding region runs from base 20 to 14896 and encodes 4958 amino acids.